CAAGAGGCAACACGUCUGAAAGCGUUAGUCAAGUUGAACUCAUUUCUAAAUAUAGUUCUGUCAGCUGUGUGAGCUCUUCUAUAUUUUUAAUUUUGCUACUUUCUUUAAAGUUUGCUCUGCUUUCAUUGGCCCUUACUCACUUUCUAGCACAGUCCCACCCAUAAGACUCAAUAUGAUUUGAAGGCUUCACACUUUUAUCUCUUAUGCUGGCGCUGAAGACUACCUCUCUGUGUCACUCCAACCCUCAACCCUGGCAACAGAAGCUUGGGUCCUCCAGAACUAUUUCCUGUUUGUCCAGUAGCGCUGAAAAGAUGAAUAUCUCAUCAAAUUGCACCCCUACAAUAACAGAAGGGGUUCGGACAUUGCUGACCAUUAUCUACAUACCCACAUUCAUCCUGGGAGUGCUAGGCAACGUCACUGUAUUGGUGAUAUUUGUCCGUGGGAGAAGACAUUGGAAUGACAUGAUGACAUACAUGACCAACAUAAGCAUUGCAGACUGCUUCGUCCUCAUUUCUCUUCCAUUCAAGAUCUAUUCUUAUUAUAGCACAUGGACAUUACCAUCUCUCUGCUUUGUCUUUGUCUCCAGUUAUUAUGUUAACAUGUAUGUGAGCAUCCAAACAGUCACAGCCAUAAGUGUUGUUCGAUAUAUAGCAAUAAAGUACCCUUUUAAAGCACAAGCCAUCAUGUCUCCAUGGAAAGCGUUAAUUGUGUGCAUCUUGAUAUGGGUGCUGAACUGCACAGUCAGCUCUCAGUUUCACUUGGUUGACGCUCCAGAAAAUCCCAACAAGACAGAUGACGAUUUUAGAUGUUUCCAGAAGAACACAAAGAAACCUUUACCCCUUCCUUUUAUUCUGAUUUUGGAGAUAGUAGGCUUCCUUUUGCCUUUUUCGUUAAUGACCUUUUCUUCACUCCAAGUUAUCCGUACUUUGUCAAAGCAAAAACAAGUAGGUGAGAAAACACAAUGUAUUCGUAUCAUCACAACUAACUUAACCAUCUUUGCAGUCUGCUUCAUUCCCUUCCAUUUGGGAUUUCUGUUAAAGUACAUAAUUGAGACACAUGCACAUGACAGCUGCGAUCUCCUGCAAGGAAUACACAAUUUUGUUCACAUAUCCAUGUGCAUUGCCAACACAAAUUGUUGUCUUGACUCUUUCUGUUAUUACUUUGUAACCAAAGAUUUCUGGAAGUCUGCUUUAUGCUGUUCCAGUUCACCUAAGGAACUUCUAACUAAUAAACCAUCGGGUGCAGGAUCAGUACAUUAGCUGGAAGUUCACAGAGUUUGUUUAUCAUUAUGAGUCUAAGGACAAGACUGGAAUAGCUAUAGUACAUGUACUGUAAGCCACUGUUCUCAUAAAAAAAAUUAAAAGGAAACUUCUUCAUCACUGACAACAAGGCAUAUCAGAAAGACUUUGAGAAAUAAACUUUUCCCUUUUGUAAAUAAAGAAAUUUUUUUCACUUGGAUACAAAUAUUGAAUGCCUUACCCAGGGAUGACAAGGCCAGAUGAAUGUUGUUCUAAAAAACUUAAUUGACUGAAUCUGAAAAGGGUAGGGUAACACCCGUAUGGUACACAUUUCAACUACAACUACAUUUCUUUGUGACGAAUGUACUUUGCAAAAACAGUGUCAGGAAUUUUAAACAAACUGGAAGAAAUGGUGGAAGACCAAUUGGAUUAAAGGAAUCUCUACCACACGAUGACUGUGUUUGUAAAAUAUCUGUCUUUCAAAUAACUGAGGUGUCCAUAAUCUGCUUUUAUGUAUGCCGUAUUUGUUAUAUUCUGUAUGUAGUGUCAGUACCAUGUUAAAAUAUCAAUGAUGAUCAUGCGCUCAAAAACUGAAGAAGUAACUAGGUCUUAGAAACAUCCCCUUGCCUCUUAUUUAACCAAAUAUAAAUAAAUAAAGAAUCUUUUAUGCUAUAUCUUCUGACCUGGUGGUGACAGGCAGCACUUUCCUAUAAAGGGAGUGCUUCCCAAUACGAAAUACUGUACAUGCAUCUGAGCAGGUUGCAUUGCCAGACAUCACUGUGUCACUUUGCUGAGAUUCUUUGAAAAGGCAGAGGUUUGGGAUCCAUUUUGCCAAAGCCUGAGAAAAGAUAGGCGGAACUGCUGCUUUUAUUUCAUCUGGUUUUGCUGUGUUGAAUGUGUUGGUAUUGUUUUAACAAAACCUCUUUUAUCAGUUUAAUGCUCAAUGUUGUAACUGAGAUGUCAGUGUCUACCUUGUGUUUACAGUUUUUCUUUCAACUGUAAUAAAUGUUAUC
Molecule: messenger RNA, 2251 nt
Organism: Lepisosteus oculatus (spotted gar)
Lineage: Eukaryota; Metazoa; Chordata; Actinopteri; Semionotiformes; Lepisosteidae
Product: G-protein coupled receptor 55-like
Biological process (GO): phospholipase C-activating G protein-coupled receptor signaling pathway; positive regulation of Rho protein signal transduction
Cellular component (GO): plasma membrane
Molecular function (GO): G protein-coupled receptor activity
Source: RefSeq, a predicted model, not a curated record